This is a messenger RNA of Megalobrama amblycephala (Wuchang bream), 1885 nucleotides long. RefSeq names its product sideroflexin 5a (gene sfxn5a). Gene Ontology annotation, molecular function: citrate transmembrane transporter activity; monoatomic ion transmembrane transporter activity. The record is from RefSeq and is a predicted model, not a curated record. The transcript has 13 exons. Gene Ontology annotation, biological process: monoatomic ion transport; citrate transport; mitochondrial transmembrane transport. Gene Ontology annotation, cellular component: mitochondrial inner membrane. Bases 429 to 1229 code for a protein of 266 amino acids. NCBI's taxonomy places the organism in Eukaryota, Metazoa, Chordata, Actinopteri, Cypriniformes, Xenocyprididae.
UAAUUUUCAUUUGAAAGUGAACUAAUCCUUUAAUAGGAGAACAUAAUUUAUAGCUAAAUUAAUAUUACACAGCUUGUCGACGAGCUAUUUGGGGAAUGACUAUCUUGGAUAAAUUAUGUAGCUAUAUGAAUUCAAAACACAUCCUGUGCAAGUUCAUAGUAAUGACUAAACUGAACUACAUGAUGUAAAGGCGACUGAAAUUAAGUAAUUUAUGAAAAGCAAUGUUUUACUGACAUUCAUGACAAAUCUUUAAACUACUCUCCAAACGUCCUUUAUCACACCCAUGGGGUGCUUCUAUACUUUGACCUGUUAAAAAAACGACAUUACCCAAAAUGCAUCGAUACGGAUGACUCGACCACUCUGGGAAAGUCUACGCUACGCUAGUUUCAGAGCUCAGUAAAACAGCCUUAUUGAAAGCAAAACCUGCCAUGCCUGAAUCGACUGAGUGCCCUCCGUUUAGACUCGGCGAGUCUCGGUUUGAUCAGGGUUCAUUUUAUGGCAGGUUAAGACACUUCUUGGAUGUGAUCGACCCUCGAACGCUCUUUGUUUCAGAGAAACAUUUAAAUGAAUGUAUGAAACUCCUGGAUCAGUUCAAAAAUGGAGCUCUGCCUCCAGGUGUGACUAAUGUACAGCUUUGGGAAGCUCAGAAGAUUAAACAGGCCAUCAUCCAUCCAGACACAGGAGAGAAGAUCCCCAUGCCCUUUCGCAUGUCAGGUUUUGUGCCCUUUGGUACUCCAGUGGUUGUUGGCCUUCUUUUACCUAAUCAGACAUUUGCUUCCACCAUCUUCUGGCAGUGGCUGAACCAGAGUCACAAUGCCUGUGUCAACUUCUGCAACCGCAAUGCAACUAAGCCCACACCAAUGUCUACGUUUUUCCAGGGUUAUCUUGGUGCAGUCAGCAGUGCAGUUACUAUUGCAGUGGGGCUGAAUAUUCUUAUUAAGAGAGCUGAGCAUUUCAGUCCAGCUACAAGAAUCCUGGUCCAGAGGUUCAUCCCGUUCCCUGCAGUUGCAAGCGCCAACGUGUGUAAUGUUUUGCUGAUGCGCCACACCGAGCUGUCAGAGGGCAUCAGUGUGCUGGAUGACAAAGGCAAUGUGGUGGGCACCUCAAAGCUGGCUGCCAGGCAUGCUUUAAUGGAGACAUCCCUGACACGUGUAGUGCUGCCCAUGCCUAUUCUCCUGCUGCCGCCUUUAAUAAUGGCCAUACUGGAGAGAUCCACGUGUCAGAGCUAGAGCCAGAGAUCUCUGCUGCAACAGAGUGCAAGAUCCUGACCUACAACAAGGGUCUUUAACCAGUAAAUGCUUGACACCUUGCAACUAAUGUCUUUGUCCUUCACAGUAAAACUCUAAUGCGAACAGAAAAAAUGCAAAGCGUUAUUAGAAAUUUUGAUUGCGUCUCACUGGAUUGUUCCUGCUGUGUGUGAAUCCUCUCCCAGCCACACACAGAGACAGACUCACACCAGUGCUAAUCAUCCUCUUUCCUUGUACUUGAACAUGGCAAUGGCAAAUAGAGGAUUUUUGAAUUUCCCUGUGAUCUGCUUAAAAAUUUACAUAAUUAUCAGCCUUCUCACUCAAACAGUUCUGUAUUAACUGCCUGUAAUUAUAAUGUUUACUAAGUAAUUGUCUUAAAACAAUAAAUAACCAGUUUUGAUAUUUUAAACUGUAUUGUAAUUAGGAAAAAUGCUGUUUACACAGAAUUCAGCUGCCUUUGUGUUAUUUUCUUAUAAUGCCUUUACAAACCACAAAUCAUGCUUACAAUGAAUAUGAAUGUAAACAGAAAAUUGUAAAAAAAAAAAAAAAAAAAAAAAAAAUGAUUUACCAGUAAUUCCCAUAUGGAAAAUAUAUGAGAAGUUAUGAUCUAUCUUACUUAAUAAACCUUAUUUGUUAAA